AAAGAUAUAAUAGAUUUUGUUGUGGAAAGACCCAAAAUGUGCCAUUAACCAAAAGAUAAUCACAAGUAGUUAAAAGAUAUGAAAAGAACAUAUUGUAUUUAUGAUCGAACAAACAGUUUUAUUUUGAAAAAUACAAGCCGGAAGUUUCAGGAGCUCUAAAAAAAUUAUUACGUCAGAAACGUCAGCGAAACAUCGACUUGUUUUUACAGAUGGACUCGGGGUUUAUGUUUAAACAACAUGAUUCAAAGCAAUAACACAGGCAAACACCCUGUUGUCAUUCAGCCUUUUUAAAAAUAAACACAUGCGGUAUUGGAUUCUUUGGAACGAUAAUGAGAAGUACCUAUAAUUAUCGCGAAGAAGCCAAGGAGAGCCCAGCUGACGGGUGGUGACCCGAGACAUUUUUAGACAGAUUUCUGUGUCUGUCUUAAGUGUGUGAGCUUGUGAACAUCGGCGGCCACACAGUCAUGGAUACCGGGGCAGAGAGCCAAUGUUCGGAGCUGGUGGCCCGAGAGAGGAGCGGACACACGGCUGUGGUGACCGACGACAACCUGCUGUAUGUGUGGGGAGGAUAUGUGUCAGUGGCUGAAAGUGAAGUGUUCCUGUCCAACACUCAAAUCUGGGUAUAUGACAUCCAGCAAGGGGUUUGGGAAGUGUUUUACAUGACAGGGGAGGUUCCUCCCCCCAUGUCGGGGAUCUGUGGCUGCUUCCUGGAUGGACAGUUGUACAUGUUUGGAGGCUGUGAUAUGAACGGACAGACCAAUCAGAUGUACUGUGUGAACCUGACAGACGGUAAUUACACCUGGAGGAAGGUCCGAGCUAAGAGAGGUUCUGUGCCCUCACCUCGAGACAAAGUUUCCUGCUGGACUUAUGAAGGACGGAUAAUCUACUUUGGAGGAUAUGGUCACAAAGCUCUGUCUGAUAUUGACAACAGUAACAGAAACUUUAUUGUGGACGAAGCAGCAUGGGUGGAGGACGUCUUCUGGGGCUGGAACAACGAGGUGCACAUUUUUGACCCGGCACAGACCAGUUGGACCAGACCACACACCUGUGGCAAUACUCCUGCACCUAGAGCUGCCCACGCCAGCGCCACCUCUGGUUGUAAAGGUUACAUCUUUGGAGGCAGAGUCAUGGAAACCAGGAAAAACGACAUUCACUGUAUGGACUUGAACACGAUGACUUGGUCAGAAAUAAUCCCUGUGACGCCCAGUCCAGUGGGCAGGUCAUGGCACACACUCACAGCAGUUUCAGAAAACACACUGUUUCUGUUCGGAGGACUCAGUUCAAACUGUACACCAAUGAGUGAUGGAUGGCUGUUUGAUCUCCAGACUAAGAAAUGGACAGAAAUUCAACAUCCACAUGGAAACAAGCCAAGGUUGUGGCACACAGCGUGUCUUGGCAGAGACUCUGACGUGAUCGUGUUUGGAGGAAGUUGUGACUACAUCCUCCUGGUCGACACCGGUCAUUGCAAUGAUGCCCUUGUUUUCCAGAUGCAACCUUACCCUCUGUACAGGAUUUGUGAAGAUUUCAUUGCGAAGAAUGUGAGGAACAAUGAGCUGCUGAGAAACCAGCUCCACUUCCUGCCUCCCAAACUGCUGUCAGCCGUGCAGAGGAGGAUGAAUUUCUACAGACCUUCCAAGAAGAAAUCAGCACAAUAGUCCGUUAAAUGCCAAAAGUGAUAUAUUAUUGUGCCACUUUAUUUCAAAGAGGUAGCGGUCUACGUUCUGUUGCUAGUUUCAGGUCCAUUGCGAUUGGUUUCAAUAUUUUUCUACUCAUUUAUCUCAGACGUUCUAAUGUACCGUAAAUGAAAUGUUUCAGCCAUGACUACAACUGCUUUAUUUCACUGCUUUAAUGUGAAGAUCUACCUCACACUGGUGUUUUUUGUUUUAAAAUUGUAUUAUUUUAAAUAUGUUAUGAUGUAUUUUUUUAAAUUAUUUGUUUAA
Messenger RNA from Cynoglossus semilaevis (tongue sole), 1940 nucleotides. Its product is annotated as kelch domain-containing protein 1. NCBI's taxonomy places the organism in Eukaryota, Metazoa, Chordata, Actinopteri, Pleuronectiformes, Cynoglossidae. Gene Ontology annotation, molecular function: protein binding. The record is from RefSeq and is a predicted model, not a curated record. The transcript is spliced from 13 exons. Bases 465 to 1655 code for a protein of 396 amino acids.